Eurypyga helias (sunbittern) is the source of this 1533-nucleotide messenger RNA. RefSeq names its product tigger transposable element derived 4 (gene TIGD4). Lineage: Eukaryota; Metazoa; Chordata; Aves; Eurypygiformes; Eurypygidae. Gene Ontology annotation, cellular component: nucleus. The coding region runs from base 1 to 1533 and encodes 510 amino acids. Gene Ontology annotation, molecular function: DNA binding. The record is from RefSeq and is a predicted model, not a curated record. The transcript has a single exon.
AUGGCAGAGGCUUCGGAGAGUCUCCUGCCCCAGCCCGUAGUGAGGAGGAAGAAAAGCAUAUCUAUUGAGGAAAAAAUUGAUAUCAUAAGUGCUGUGGAGAGUGGCAAGAAAAAGGCAGAUGUUGCAGCUAAAUAUGGCAUAAAGAAGAAUUCCUUGUCUUCAAUUAUGAAGAAUAAAGAUAAAGUUUUGGAAGCCUUUGAAUCUUUGCGCUUUGAUCCCCGAAGGAAAAGACUAAGGACCGCGUUUUAUACCGACCUGGAGGAGGCAUUGGUAAAGUGGUACAGAAUUGCUCAGUGCUUGAAUGUGCCAGUAAACGGUCCGAUGUUGCGCCUCAAGGCUAAUGAUUUUGCGCAGAAGCUUGGACAUAGCGAUUUUAAAUGCAGUAAUGGCUGGCUCGAUCGUUUCAAGUCAAGGUAUGGUUUAGUUUUCAGAGCUCAGCCUAUAGAAGCAGCUGCUACUACUACAGUGGAUGCUCCAACUCCUUGGUACCAAAAUGUUCUUCCUUAUUUAAAUGAUUAUCAGCCAAAAAACAUGUUUUAUAUACAGGAGACUGGAUUGUUGUAUCAGAUGUUGCCACAUAAUACAUUUGCAUUUAAAGGGGAAACAUGUUCUGUAGGUAAACGAAGCGAAGAGAGAAUAACUGUAGCGGUGGGUGCAAAUAUGGAUGGCUCUGAGAAACUCCCUUUGCUUGUUAUAGGAAAAACCAAGAAUCCACACUGUUUCAAAGAUGUGAAGUCACUACCUGUGGAUUACGAAGCAAGCGAUGCAGCGUGGAUGACUUCGUCAGUGUUUGAACAGUGGAUGCAUAAACUUGAUGACAGAUUUCAAGCGCAGCAGCGACAAGUAGUUAUUCUCAUUGAUUCUCUCCCAGCUCACACUGAAGUAAAGAACCUGAAGUCUGUCAAGUUAGUGUUCUCUCCUCCAGACUCAUCAUGCAUACCUACAAAACACGGGGCUAUCAGAAGUCUGAAGGUUAAAUACAGGUGCUGCCUUAUCCAGAGGUUUGUGGACUGCAUAGAAGGUAAUAAAGAGUUUAUGCUGACUCUUCUUGAUGCAAUUGAGAUGUUGCACCUGUGCUGGAGGAAAGUAACACCAGAGACUAUAGUGAAAAGUUCUAACGAAGCAGGGUCCAAAUUAGAAACCAAGGCAGAUGGUGACGACGCAGAGGUUGAAAGUGAUUUUGAUUUGAUUGCACAUGCACAGGCAGCUGGAGUGGAGUUUCCAGGAGGUUUAUCUUUGGAGGAAUAUGCAGCUCUAGAUGAUGGCUUGGGAGCAUGCGAAAUGCCCACAAAUAAUGAAAGUAUGUGUGCCAAAGAAAACGCAUCAGAUAAAGCUGGGACAUCUGUUGGCGAUGAAGAUGAGGAUGAAGGUGAUCAAUCACAGAGAGCUGAACAGCCUUUGCCAUCAAAAAAUGAGGCUUUGAGUGCUUUAGAUACCCUUCGAAAGUUUCUCAGAAGUCAAGACGCGAAUUACUCUCUUCACGAUUCCCUAGCUGACCUGGAGAAUUUCAUUCGUCAUGUAGCACGUAAAUAA